Caenorhabditis angaria is the source of this 1301-nucleotide messenger RNA. NCBI's taxonomy places the organism in Eukaryota, Metazoa, Nematoda, Chromadorea, Rhabditida, Rhabditidae. The record is from the annotation of a GenBank genome assembly.
AUGGUGACCAAAAAGAAAGCAAAGAAGAAUGAAGAUUUCAAAAAAGUGAAGCUGAAGGUUGGAAAGAAGUUGAAGAAAACGACAACAACUGAUACCACCAUCAAAGGUUCGUAAAAAAUCAACUUUAAAAAUAUUAAUACAAUUAUUUUUUCAGCACGAAAAGUUGUUCUUGCUCAACAAUUGGAAGAGAAAAUCGACAGUGAGGAUAAACCUCUUUCAUUUAGAGGUUUAACUUUGGAUGAUUUGAGCAAGCAAUUGGGACAUUUCAAUAAAAAUAUUCGAAAUAGUGCGAUUAUUGGGCUGAAACAAAUUCUCACGUCUCGACCUGAUUUGAUUACAAUCCAUUUGCGAACUUUGAUUCCAUCGAUUGCUAGAUUAAUGAGUGAUAACGUAAGUUUCCAGAAUGUAGGUGAAAUAAUAUUUAUUUGAAUUUAGAGUUUGGAACCUUCACACCGUGUACAAUUAAAGGCAUUAUUGCGUGUAAUCUGCACAGUUCCAAGUCAAACAAUGUCAGCUCAUAUCACAUUAUUCUUGGCUCAUGUUUUCCGUGCUUUAUCACAUAUGGAAUUACCAAUCAGGAAUUUUGCUCUUUCAAUUCUAUCAACACUUAUGUCUUCAUAUCCCGAAUUGUGUCGGAAUAAUCCCGAUCUUUUCCCGUCUUUUAUCAAUUUUCUUGGAAGUUCCAGGAAACCACUGUGGAAUAAACCCGGAUUUUUGGAUACUAUUUUAUCGUUUGUAAAUGUAGGCUUUUUCAGAAUUAUUUAUAAUUCUUUUUUUUUCAAAUUCAAUUUUCAGGUAUUCGAUGUUUCUAGAAGAAAACAAAUCCAAGAAAUCGAUUUGAAAAUAAACUUCGAAGAUCAAAAAUUCGAUGAGAAGUCUGGUGAUUUGAAAAAUGUAUUUUAUCAAUCUGAAGGUCAGAGUCCAUUCGAUUUUACAAUUAUGACGUCAUCAAAAGCAACAUCAGUUUCACCUUUCGAAUUACCCUCCGCGUUGUUGAACUUGAACAAAGUGUUAGCACCACUUAUUAGUAAGUUUCACAAAAAAAGUGUAUUUGAUAAUUUAUAUCAAUAUUUUUAGCUACAAGUAUUCUCGAAGACACGGGCGGUACAUUUCUUCCUCAAACAACUUGCCUAAUCGAAUCAAUUGUUCGAGCCGCCGAAAAUCAAUCAAACGAUUUUCUUCUCAAAGAUUUCCGUCAACAAGUCAUUGAUUCAAUGGAUUCUGUUCGAAAAGCGAUUUUGAAGCGCAAAGGAAAAUCGGAUAAAUUGCGAAAUGCUGCAAAAUGGCUGAUUGUUGAAUAA